AUGGUCGCAAUCAAUGGUACAGAAGUAGGCAAGCUCGGCUAUGGUGCCAUGGGCCUCACUUGGCGCUCUGAGCAGACUCCAGAUGCCAAAGCCUUCUCGCUCCUGCGCAAAGCAAUUGACGAAGGCUGUACGUUCUGGAACCUUGGAGAGUUCUAUGGUAUGCCUGAGCCUACGCUCAAUCUGCAGCUCUUCAAGCGAUACUUUGAGAAAUAUCCUGAGGACCGCAGCAAGGUAUUCUUGUCUGUCAAAGGAUGCGUAGAUCUCAAGUCUCUGCAGCCAGACAGCUCCUCGGCCAACAUUCGCAAGUCGAUUGAGAACAGCGUCAAUACGAUGGGCACGCACAUUGACUUAUUUGAGCCGGCUCGCGUUGACAAGAAGCGCCCAAUUGAAGAGGUCGUGCACGAUUUUGAGACAUUGAUCAAAGAAGGCAAGAUCAAGUCGAUGGGUUUAAGCGAGGCUUCAGCAGAGACGAUCGACAAAGCAGCGUCGGCGGGCAAGAUUGCAGCUGUGGAGCAAGAGUACUCGCUGUGGGCCACGGAGGUUGAGACGAAUGGUGUUGUGGAUGCUCUCAAGAAGCACAACAUUCCACUGAUUGCUUACUCUCCCUUGGGUCGAGGCUUUUUGACUGGGCAGAUCAAGAGUCGCGAUGAUUUACCAGAGAACGAUAUGCGUCGCCACUUUGACCGCUUUUCUGAUGAGAACUUUGACUCGAAUCUUGAGGUGGCUAAGAAGCUGGAGGAGUUUGCAAAGGGCAAGGGUUGCGAGCCUUCGCAGUUGGCCAUUGCUUGGGUUCUGGCGCAACAGGACGUCCUUGGUAUAAAAAUUGUGCCGAUCCCAGGUUGCACGACUGAGGCCCGGCUGCUAGAGAACUGCAAGGGUCGAGACGUGAGCUUGUCUACGGACGAGUUGAAGGAGAUUCGCGAUCUGCUGGACAAGAUGACCAUCAAGGGUGGCCGCUACAACAAGCACAUGGAGGACACUCUUUUCGCCUAG
Messenger RNA from Protomyces lactucae-debilis, 993 nucleotides. Its product is annotated as NADP-dependent oxidoreductase domain-containing protein. The record is from RefSeq and is a predicted model, not a curated record. NCBI's taxonomy places the organism in Eukaryota, Fungi, Ascomycota, Taphrinomycetes, Taphrinales, Protomycetaceae. The transcript has a single exon. Gene Ontology annotation, cellular component: cytoplasm. Bases 1 to 993 code for a protein of 330 amino acids.